Messenger RNA from Apiotrichum porosum, 1617 nucleotides. RefSeq lists its product as uncharacterized. NCBI's taxonomy places the organism in Eukaryota, Fungi, Basidiomycota, Tremellomycetes, Trichosporonales, Trichosporonaceae. The coding region runs from base 1 to 1617 and encodes 538 amino acids. The record is from RefSeq and is a predicted model, not a curated record. Gene Ontology annotation, molecular function: transmembrane transporter activity. Gene Ontology annotation, biological process: transmembrane transport. Gene Ontology annotation, cellular component: membrane. The transcript is spliced from 11 exons.
AUGUCCACCCCUCAACUGCACCACGGCGAGGAGCACCAUGAUCUCGCUCCCAACCUCACAAACGUAACGACCAUCGAGAAGAAGGACCUCGAUGGGACCAUCACCGAACUCGGCGUGGACCACAGCCUUGGCCACAUUCGCGAUACGCAUGGUCUCAAGGGCGCAGUGACCAACGAGCGAGAGCUGCACCAAGGCUUCUCCAUCCCGUCGCUCUUGGCCGUGGCCAUCAUGUUGGGUGGCGCGUGGGCCAACCUCUUCAACACACUCGCGCAGACGAUUCUCUUUGGAGGGUCUGUUUUGCUCCUGUACGGCAUCUGGGUGACCGGCUUUGGAGCUAUUCUCAUUUACCUCUCGCUUGCCGAGUUUGCCAGUACCUGGCCCACAUCCUCGGGUCCACAGGAAUGGGCCUUCCAGCUCUUCCCGCGGCGAUUCAAGCGCUUUGCAUCGUACGGUGUCGCAUGGGCCCUGUCGUGCUUGUAUCUGUUCGCCACAAUGGGCUCGACCAUUAUCCUGGCCCGCCAGGUCAUCAGUCUCGCGGCGUUCAUGCACAAGGACUACGUGCCUACGGCCGCACACAUCUGGGCCGUCAACAUGGCCAUUCUCGUCGUCUGUGGCCUUAUCAACCUCUUUGGCGUCAAGGCGAUGGACCACCUCCAGAUCUUCAGUCUGGUCUGGUUCAUCUGCGGCUUCUUUAUCUGGCUCAUUGUGCCCAUCUCCCUCUCCCCCACCAAGGCCACGGCGGCAGAAGUCUUCACUGGAGAACUCAACCUCUCAGGAUGGAGCAACUUUGUCGCCUUCAUGAUUGGCCUGGCAGGUAUCAUGGCCGGCUAUGGCAUCCCCGACGCCGUCACCCAUCUCGCAGAGGAGACGAACCGCCCUGCCGUCGACCUUCCGCGCGUCAUGUGGCUGUCACCUGUUAUCUCGCUCGUAUCUGCCACCGCCAUGUGCCUCACCUUCCUCUUCUGUGGCGUUUCGCAGAUAACCAUGGCCCUCAACCAGACGGGAACACCCUACUUUGACUUUCUCGAGGCGACCGUCAAGAACCAGGCCGGCGUCGUCUGCAUGGCCGUCAUCCUCAUCUACUCGCAGUUUAUGGCCUGCUUCCAAUGCCAGCUUGCCUCGUCUCGUGUGAUAUUCACAUUCGCCCGUGAGGGUGGCGCUUUCCUGCCCAAGUGGCUCGGCUCCAUCCAAGGACGUUUGCAGGUGCCUGUCUGGGCUAUCCUCCUCAACGUCUUCUUCUGCGGCGCUCUUACCCUCAUCCUCCUCGGCUCAGAGACGGCCCUCAACGUCUUCCUCAACUGCACUGGAACGUUCGCACUGGUCGUCUACGUGCCCCUCAUUGUCAUGAGUCUGAUCAAGGGCCGCCGCUUCCCCCGCGGCGCAUUCUUCCUCGGGAAAUGGGGCUGGUUCGUCAACAUUGCCGCUGUCGUGUACAUGCUCUUUGUCGUCAUCUUCUUCCACUUUCCGUACUUCAAGAGGUGGACUCCCGAGUACUUCAACUACAACAUCGCCAUUGUUCCGGGCGUCAUGCUCAUUGGGCUGCUGUGCUGGUUCAUCUCCGGGCGCAAGCACUAUAUCAUCCACCGCAACAUGGACGAUGUCGAGGGUACCAUGUAG